ACAUAGACACAUACAGUCACGGGCUUGAAACAGAACCAGGUCGACAGCAAGGAAACAAUAAUCAUUGAAAAUGAAAAGUACAACGUGCGUUUCGUAAAGCAGAGGUGUGUUGUCAUUGACACAUCGCGCACUGGAUGGCUUUGCUCUUUCUGUCAUGAAUGUGUUUCUCAGGUUCUCUGGCCUACUGCUGCAGCUGCGGCUGGGAUUUUCUUCAUCCAAUUUCACAAAUGUGGAAAAGAGGUCAUUUCGCGCGGACGAAAGGGGAGUUUUUAAUAUGAAUGACACUUGGCAACAUGUAAAUGAUAAUGGAAAACAGUUUGAUUUAGCCACACAAGUUGACUCUUAGGGAUGCUGUGGAUAUUGGCACCUGUACACAGGUGCCUGAUGCACUUGAAAAUACCUUCUCGUCGGAAAGACAUCUGGCUUCAACUCUGUCCUGCACUGAGUGUGGUAGCGUAACCUGUUAUAGUCCCUUAAGAGGCCAAAGUGCUUACGAAGUGAUGUACAGGUUGAGUUAGUUGACGCGUCCGGCUCACAGUGCCAUUACAAAAUGGAUGCCACUUUGACUGAUGGCAGAGCUGACAUUGACAGCUGCACAUCUCCACCCAGUCCAGAUUUUAGUCUGGAUUCCUCCAGUCCCUUUGCAAAUGGAUUGCACUUUGAGUCAAUUUUGUUUGAAGAUGAGGAAGAGGAGGAUGUUAUGGACAUGGAGUCGGUGGCUCAGUUGGAAAGAGCCUUGGGCGGAAAGGAAGACCUCACAUAUACAGAUUUAAAGACAAAAUUAGAUAUCAAGCCUUGUCCAACUAGAAGUAUAAUUUCAAAGUCUCGUGCAACCCUGGAGCAAGAGGUCAACUGUGAAGACAUGCCUAAAAGGCUUUCCUCGCUUGUUAGCCCUACUGGGAUUAUAAUGACAAAAAAACAGAGAACAAAAGCUCCACCACCAGUAAAAUAUUUGGAGGGUGAAGUUAUAUGGGCAAAAUUCAACCGUAGACCAUGGUGGCCAUGUCAGGUGUCUGUCGACCCAGCUGAGGGAGUUUACCACAGAAUUAAAGAGCCACCAGAUAGGGCCAGUCGUCAGUAUUUCCUCAAGACAUUUGGGGAACCUGAGGAACAGGCAUGGGUUGCAGAGCGAUCUACUCAUAUAUUUGUGGGUGGAUAUCAGUUUAACAAUCUCCCUUUUGUCAGAGGAAGUGGACGACAGAAAGAUGAGAACCGCAGAUACUCUAUACCCAAGCGUUUUCUAAAGUCUUGGCAAGCUAGUGUGGCUGAAGCAGAAGCACUUCUCUUGGAGAAACCAAGGGUGAGCACUCCCUGCUCAGAAGUCAUCACCAAAAACAUCACUGAUGGAACCACGGUGGACAGAGAUGAUAACAAAGCAUCUUCGGUGGAAAUCUCCAACAGUUACCUUGUGACCAAUGGCAAUGUUUCGCAAAAAUCCCACCUGAACUCAUUACCACGUCAACAGAAGUCUAAAAGCACCAAAAAACAAAAGAAGUCUGUAUCAAAACCCAUAGGUAAAGUGAAUGAAUACACUUGUAAGAAUGAUAAGGUUGUGGCAGCUUUGGACAGUCCCUACUCCGACAUUGAUUCGGUUCCUCAGAUCCGCAGGUGUCCCAAAAGCACAGAACAAACAUCAAACCAAUGUGUUGAUAAUAGACAUGCAAGCUUGAAUGCAGGUACAAAUGAUGUGGAAUCAAAGAAGAACGUCAAGAACCAGGGUGGCCUGUGGUUUAGCAAAGCAGGAAAGGGUCAAGUCAAUGGACUCAGUCGUGCGGGAAUUAAAUCUGUUAAUUGGUCUUUUGGAAAGGUGUCUUGCAAAAUUAAGAUGCCAGAUUCAGCCAGCGUGAAACCCAAGGACAGUCAAGUCACAGGACUCGAAAAUUUGUCUGUAGAAGCCAAAAAGGCUCUUGAUAGGAGAGUGAAGUGCCUUCCUGCAAGCAGUCGUCUUAUGACUAGAGCACUAAAGGCGAUGGAGGAGGCAGAGCACAAGACGACGGAGGGUCAAGAGUCGACUUCAAGUGUCGAAGGAGAUAAUUUGUCUGAUUGUAAGGUAACGGAUGAAACAGGUAUAGGGGACAGUGUUACUUUACAGAAGAUGGCAACUACAACAAGCUGUUGUCUCAAAAAGGAUGCGCAUCCUCAGACAUCCUCAGAUGAUAAACAUUUAGUUAAAUCUGUGGAGGAAGUCUCUUUGAUAUCUCACUCGUUCAAGUGCAGCAAGCAAGAGAAUGAUGCUUAUGAUGUAUCUUCUAGUUCUCCGUCUUCUUCUUUGUGCUUAAACUUGGAAGAUCUUGAGAACAUGAAAGAAAUAACAUUUAAAUCACUUGAUAAAGAUCAAAAUGGCAAACGUCCAUUGUUUCGGCCUGAUGUAAACUAUAAGUUUAGCACAUAUUUAAUGCUGCUGAAGGAUACGCAUGAUAGGAGAGAACAAAAUGGAACCCCGCUGGUAAUGGAACCCUUACCCAUGAACCAUCUCAUUAAAGAAGAGCCAUCAGUGAUACCCAAAAAUGAAAUAAAGGAUGAAGGGGCCAAAACAAACAUGGUAGUUUCACAAUGUCAACAGAACAAAGGGGCUGUAAAACAGAAGAAAAGCAAGGGAAAAUCUGGGAAAAGUAAAGGUGAAACAAGCAACAGCAGUAUUGUCCCUGAAAAUCAGCUCUUUAGAAGUGCUCAGAGACCUAACAAAAAAGUUCAAGCACUGGAACUUAAAACUAAUUGUUUCGGCAGGGCAUCCUGUGAGAUCACUGCGAUAGCCCAAGAUUCAUUCGAGAGAGGGAUACCCGAGCACCAACUUCACUCAUCUGAACCAGAGAACAAGUUUUCAGUCAGCGUCCCCAAAAAACGUUGGCAGAAGUUUGAACAACUCAAUGAAAAAGAAUUGCAUCUACACAAAAGUAAUUGUCAUCAAGAGACUAAACAGUCUUCAGAAAACUGUGACGUCUUGAUGGGUGGCACAAACAAGUCCGGGGAGGAACGUAACACAAACUCAUCAGAAACUACUCAAGGCAACUGUCAAAUAAAUGACGUUCCCACAGAAUGCAAACGUAUAAGAAAACCUAGCAAAAGACUCAUCGAGUGGACAGAGGAAUACGAUCAGUUGUUUUCCACUAAGAAGAGAGCAAAAAAGAAAUCCGAGUCGUUUACAAAGGUUGAAAAACACAACUGCAGUGUUCCACCUGCCGGAAAUAUACAGGAACCUCAAGUAACAGAGCAAGAUUUGUCAAGAUCCCUGCCAGAAGUACAGACUCCUCCUCCAGAAGAAACGUCCAAACCCCUAACAGCAGUCAAAGACGCUUUACAUGAGGAGGGUCAGGUUUUGUCUAUCGAUACGCUAACUCCACCUCCAGAUAGUACAGAACCAUCUCCAUGUGCUGAUAUUUAUCAUAAGGAACAGCUUCAGUGCCAAAAUGGUUUAGCCAUUGCAGUAGGUGAUGGUGUGUGUCUAAGCACAAAGAGACAGAGGAAGCCCACCAAAAAGAUUCUAGAAAGUUCCAUUGAAGCUGAACCAAUUCUCACGCCUAAACGAAAGGUAAAGUCACAGAAGACAUCUGGACAUGCUGCUAACUCAGGAGUGGGACAACAAUCAUUCAAACAUAUGAACAAGCCGUCUUCCGAGUCCAUCGACACGCCAACUGCCUCUAUUCCAAAGAGCACUGAGAUAAAGACAGUCACUUCAUCUGCAGUGCCUCAAGCAGCUGACCCAGAAUCAGUUGAGAGUCAUUCAGACUCACAGAUGUCUGUACCUAGUUAUGGUUUGUGUAGAGAAGACCAUUCACAAUCAGAAGAGCUCUCAACCAAUAAGAGUCUAUCUUUAGAGAAAGAUGGCGGCACCUUUCACAAGGAAAAUGUGUGUCAGGUGUGUGAAAAACAUGGAGAUUUGCUCUUGUGUGAGGGCCAGUGCUGUAGGGCAUUUCACCCAGAAUGCACUGGUGUGAGCGAUGCUCCACUAGACAGUUUUUUAUGUCAGGAGUGCACAUCUGGCAUCCACUCGUGCUUUGCUUGUAAGAGUUUAAGUGAGGAUGUGAGGCGUUGCAUGAUCCCUGAAUGUGGUAAAUUCUACCAUGGGGAGUGUGUGGCCAGCUACGCCCCUACUGUGCCUCUGAACCUGACCUUUCGCUGCCCUCUCCACGUGUGUCUGGCGUGUUUUAUCACCAACCCUACCAAUCCAUCAAUAUCUAAAGGUCAGCUGAUCUGCUGCAUCAGGUGUCCUGUGGCGUAUCACGCAGAUGAUCACUGUAUACCUGCAGGAAGUGUCACGCUGACCGACAGCUGCAUUGUGUGUCCAAAUCAUUUUACACCACGCAAGGGCUGCCGCAACCACGAGCACGUCAAUGUCAGCUGGUGUUUCGUCUGCUCUGAAGGAGGAAGUCUGCUGUGUUGUGAAUCAUGUCCUGCAGCGUUUCACAGAGAAUGUCUGAACAUUGACAUGCCAGAGGGCAGCUGGUACUGCAACGACUGCCGGGCUGGAAGAAAACCUCACUACAAAGAGAUUGUAUGGGUGAAAGUGGGCCGCUACAGGUGGUGGCCAGCGGAGGUCAGCCAUCCCAGAAGCAUUCCUGAGAAUAUCCAGCGCAUGAGACACGAUGUGGGAGAAUUCCCGGUUCUCUUUUUCGGCUCUAAUGAUUAUUUAUGGACCUAUCAAGCCCGCGUUUUCCCUUAUAUGGAGGGCGAUGCCAACAGUAAAGAGAAAAUGGGAAAGGGAGUUGAUUCUACCUAUAAGAAAGCUUUGGACGAAGCUGCAAAAAGGUUCAAAGAGCUGCAGGCUGAGAAAGAACUACGACAGCUGCAGGAGGACCGACGAAACGACAAGAAACCUCCGCCGUACAGACACGUUAAGGUGAACAAACCAAUCGGCAAGGUGCAGAUCAUCUCGGCGGACCUUUCGGAGAUCCCGCGAUGCAACUGCAAAGCCACGGACGAGAACCCUUGCGGCAUUGACUCAGAGUGCAUCAACCGCAUGCUGCUGUACGAGUGUCACCCUCAGGUGUGUCCCGCAGGUGAACGCUGCUUAAACCAAUGCUUCAUCAAACGUCAGUGCUGCCAGGUGGAGAUCUUCAGGACGCUGUCUCGGGGCUGGGGACUGCGCUGUGUGCAUGACAUCAAAAAGGGGGAUUUUGUCAAUGAAUACGUCGGAGAGGUCAUAGACGAAGAGGAAUGCCGUGCCCGUAUUAAGCACGCUCAGGAGACCAACAUAGGCAAUUUCUACAUGCUUACACUGGACAAGGAUCGAAUUAUUGAUGCCGGGCCCAAGGGAAACGAAGCCCGUUUCAUGAACCACAGUUGCCAGCCAAACUGCGAGACCCAAAAAUGGACGGUAAAUGGAGACACGCGUGUUGGGCUGUUUGCGCUUACAGAUAUACCUGCUGGCACAGAGUUAACAUUCAACUAUAACCUUGAGUGUCUGGGGGACGGCAGGACGGUGUGUAAAUGCGGUGCUUCUAAUUGCAGUGGAUUCUUGGGAGUGAGACCAAAAAACAACCCUCCAUCAGACGAUAAGGGUCGCAAACUAAAGAAGAAAUCCCAGAUGAAACGCAAAUCCCAGCAGGAAGUGAUCAAGGAGCGUGAGGACGAGUGUUUCAGCUGUGGAGAUGGAGGACAGCUCGUGUCCUGUAAGAGGCCGGGUUGCCCAAAGGUUUACCAUGCAGACUGCCUUAAUCUCACCAAGAGACCCGCCGGCCGUUGGGAGUGUCCGUGGCAUCAGUGUGACUUGUGCGGUCAGGAGGCAGCCUCCUUCUGCGAGAUGUGUCCCAGCUCCUACUGCGCAGAACAUCGGGACGGCAUGCUGUUCAUAUCCAAGCUGGACGGGCGCUUGUCUUGCAGCGAGCACGACCCCUGCGGCCCCGAGCCCCUGGAGCCCGGCGAGAUCCGGGAAUACACCCGGGAAAACAUCCCCACAUACCCCGUAAACGUCAUCAGAGCGACAAACACCGAAUCAACACCCCCGAACACUACAGCUGUCCCUCGGUCUCCACCACAGGACCUCUGUGGCCCCUCUAGUAGUCCGGUGGAAAUCUCUUUAAAUUGCGCAUAUUCACCCAUUUCUUCUUAUGGUGACGGCGAAGAUCUGAUGGAGUUAGAAGAUGGUGAGGGCGAGAAGAAAAUCAGUCAAGAUAAUUCAGAACAAUUAAAGAUGAAAGAUUGAUUGGUGGAUAGAGUAAAUAAUAUUAGUUGCCUUGUUUUGAAGGGAAGAGCACUUUAAUCGACGUCUGCAAAGAAAUUCUCUUUCGCUCAGAUUUCGGUGAAACCACGACUACGUUUGGAAAGAAAAACAUUUUCAUAUACGAUCACACUACCGUAUAUGAUUAAAUGGCACUGACUUCAUCAGCAGUUACAUCAUCACAGGGAAUUAUGAGAUUGUGUCCAUUUCUGUACACUACACAGACUGUACACUGACAGUGUACGCCACUAAACAUCCAAAACAAAAACUAAGAGAAUGAAAAUACAGUAUUGACGUUCUUGAAGGAUAGUUAUGUAUUUUUCCUUUACAUUUCAUUUCACAUAAAAAAAAGGCAUUUUUGUAGAAAUGGUGUUAGACAGAAAUAAGUAUCUUUACCAAAAUAUGUUUCUUCGGUACGUUUGCUCUGUGAGUAAAUGUUACUGAAAAAGUUCAAGGUAAAUUUAGCUUUUUAGAAGUUCGGCUUCUUUAAAGUCCGUGUAGAGUCCGAUAUUUAAUUAAAACAAGCAGUAUUAUCUGCUCUCAAACGCUGUCGGCGCUGAGAUCACACCUACUCGCGGGAAAGCUGCCGUCUCUUUUAACUUUCAAAUACCGUCUGCUACCAUGAACAAUAUAAUCUAGAUCAGAUAAUCCUCGAGUACCCCCUCCCAGAAAGUUUUAAAUUGUCUCUUUAUUUAAAACACCUGAUUUAAUUCAUCAGCCUCCUCCGGAAUGUAAGCUGAUGAGUUAAAUGAUGUGUGUUAAAUAAAGAGACAUCUAAAACAUUCUCGGAGGGCCACAAUUGGGAAACACUGACCUAGAUGGAGGCUCACGAUUGUUUUAGGGGCGGGGCCAUGCCUGGUGACUCCAGUGCAUCAUCAAGCCACUGUUGUUUUAGCCCCGCCCAAAUAAUCCAGAAAUGUGGAAAAACUGUUUAACGGUGUAACUCCACAAUUUAGUACUACAUAGUUCACAAUCUUUGCAACGUGUUUCAGUAAUAAAUUACUGAAAGAAACAUUUAUAAAGUGCUUCGAAACAAUUCUCUAAAAAUGACUUUACAUGGACUUUAAAAGUGCAGUAGGUUGUUAAUUGAUGGUAGUUGAUGAAGAAUAACCACACUUUAAAAAAAAUUAAGAGUAAACAUUGGACAGAUAUAGCAGUUGGGUUAUAAAUAACCAUAUGCUGGGUUGCUUUUACCCAACAUUUUAUACUGUGCACUAUAUUUAUCCAUCAGCAUUUCUGAUAUAUUAUAUAUUAUUACAUUUGUGACCCUGCUGUGAAAUCCAGACUAAACUCAUAAUCUAAAUCAUUGAUUUCACAUUCAUUUCAAUCUUUGACUUGAACUUAUUCAGUCAAUAUUAAAGAUAUCAAGGUUUUAUUUUUACAUCAACUUUACAUUAGGUAGGAUGAUUUUAUGUAGAAAACAGUAAAUCACAUUCAAAAAUGACUUUAUAGGUGGGAGUCACAUGUUACGGUGCCAGCUAUGUUAAAUGACUCUAUUUGAUAAUGCACUUUUUAAAAUUAUCCAAACUUCAUCUUCUAACAAAUGUGAAGACAAAUUUAAGUUUAUUUCUCAUGUAUUUUAGAGAAUUUUAAAAGUGUCUUUAAAUUAUUUUUUUGCCAAAUUGGCUCAAAAUCCCUGAAGAUUUAUGACAGAUAUAAGAUAAAUGUUCUUCUGUUUUGGUUUUCCAUGUCUGCAAAGUUUGUGCAGCAUCAUGCUAAACUCUUUUCUGGUUGCACUUAGUUCUGCUGAAUUAAUUAUAGGGGGAAGUGUCAAAUUUUGCACCAAAUGAAGUUCCCAUGCAUUACCAUCAUUGUCUAAACAAGAUAAAAUCGUUGUCCUGCCCCAAAACCAUGCACUGGACAAGCCAAAAUGUGACAGUAGCCUACAUCGUUAAAUAAGAUUUGUUGUUUCAACUUAAAAAAAAAUGAGUUAACUGAAGUUGAAUUAACUUACAAUUUUGCAACACGAACACUUAACUUUUUAAAGGGAUAGUUUACCCAAAACUGAAAAUUAUGUCAUUUUCUCACUCUGCAGUCCUUCCAGAAAAACAUGGAGUUUUUUUGUGAUUGUUGCGGGCAAAAAUCUUUGAUCUUGCGACACGUUUUCUUAAAAAAUGCCAUGGAAUAUCCAGCCUAUUUAUGCAAUGAAAUUACGGGAAGUGUUUGCAGCUUUUUCAGCUUCUCAUUGAUAUUCACGUCGCAUAAUUACGUCACUUCAUAAUGUUCCCAUGGCAACAGGGGACAUGGCUGCGCUUGUGUGAAGUAAAUGCAAACUUUUUCAACUUUCUGCUAAGAUAUAAGUGACUUUUUACGAAAAAAUGCGACAACCAUUAAAUCAUGCAAGCCCCGCAUAUUUUGCGUGCAGAAAAUCUGCAAUUUAUGUGGCGAAAGUACGGCGUAUUCAACUUUGCCUAAUUAUGCAUUGAAUCGCAUAAUCACGUUUUUCUGGAGGGACUGACUCUUAUCUUGUUACAAACGUGUAUACAUUUUUUUGUUCUGAUAAACACGAAGGAAGAUAUUUUGAGGAAUGUUUGUAACCUAAACCCCCUUUUAUUUUCAUAGUAUUUUUUGUCCUACAAUGGAAGUGAAGUGAAUGGUGCUCAUGAUCGGUUUGAUUACAAACAUUCCUCAAAAUAUCUUCUUUAUUGUUCAUCAGAAUAAAGAAAUGUAUACAGGUUUGUAACAACAUGAGAGUGGGUAAAUGAUAAGAGAAUUAUCCCUUUAAGUUGAAACAACAAAACUUUUUUACAGUGUACCCAAACAAAAUGAUAGAGAAGUUAAAAAAGCAUUUGAAGUUUUUAGGAGUUAAGGCUACAGUAUAAACUUGUAUUUGUUUUUGCACCACAGAUCAUUUAUUCAUUUCAAGUAUCUUAAGGUUUUGUGAAUCAAUUGGUCAGAUGAGCAAAGAGAAAAAACAUCACGUGGUUGUUCUAUACAGUUGUAUAUAUUUUUAUACCUUAAAAAUAUCUAGAAGAAAGUGACUGAGAAUCAAGUUAAGCGAAUAUGACCAUUUUCUUAUGCGGUGAAAUCUUGAAUGAUGUUCGAGAAUGUGAAUUAAGUCAUAUUAUUAUUGGCAACAAUACAAAGUCCUUUAUAGUCAUUUGUUUAAGAUGAGUUAUGUGACAAAUGAUUUGGGCUUGUUGUGUGUUAUACUCCUGAAUUCGGUCUGCUGGUGUUUCAAACCUUCGAUUUGAGUCUUCUGAAUACUGAGCACCAUUUCAGCCGGUUUACUGUACCCAUGUAUAUUAUUGCACUUAACGGUGUAAACUCUGCUCUGAGAGUUAUACUUCAUUAUAUUUGAGAAAAUCAUGCAAAAGGGAAACAUAUCUGCUGCCUGGUUGAAGACUAUAGUUGUGCUGUAGUGCUUUGUACAGAAUAAACAGCAUUACAAAAUCA
Messenger RNA from Paramisgurnus dabryanus, 9553 nucleotides. RefSeq names its product nuclear receptor binding SET domain protein 1b (gene nsd1b). Lineage: Eukaryota; Metazoa; Chordata; Actinopteri; Cypriniformes; Cobitidae. Gene Ontology annotation, molecular function: protein binding; histone methyltransferase activity. The record is from RefSeq and is a predicted model, not a curated record. Gene Ontology annotation, cellular component: nucleus.